Closterium sp. NIES-65 is the source of this 1590-nucleotide messenger RNA. NCBI's taxonomy places the organism in Eukaryota, Viridiplantae, Streptophyta, Zygnematophyceae, Desmidiales, Closteriaceae. The record is from the annotation of a GenBank genome assembly.
AUGGGGGAAGUAGAAGAAACAAAUUAUCGGCCAGGGAAUGGGCUGACCAGAAGGGUUCAGGGGGUGGGCGAGGGGCUGGAGGGGGUCACGCUUCCAUCGCCAUUUGCAGCAGAAAUGACUGAAGCUGAAGCAGAUGCACUUGUGAACAACCACCGAGCCCUCUACCAGCAAGCUCUCAAGCGCCGUGAGACGAUUGCUAGCAGCGUCGCCAAGACCAAGUGUGUUCACACCCUCUCUGGUGUGCCGGUUCCUCAGAAAAAAUCCCGCGCCGCUAAGUCCGGUGGGCAGAAAGGCAAGCGGAGGAGGAAGGCUGGAGCUACUACAGGCAGUCAAGCUGACUUACCUGCUCCCGCGUCGACCGAGGAGGAGCUUGUCACAGACGGGCUCCCGGACCUCCCUCUGCCAGCAAGUUCCCAGCAGCAGCAGCAGACCGAGCUGGACGAGGGGCUGGACGAGGAGCAGGACGAGGAGCAGGAAGAGGAUGACGAGGAGGAUUCUGAGGACGAAGCUGGUGCCGAACAGCAUCAGCAGCAGCUUGCUCAGCAGCAGCAACAGCUGGGCGUCGAACAAAACGGUGCCGUCCGCGGAACACGGUCGGAAGCUGUCAAUGCGCACUGGGCCAGACAGAAUCGCGCACUGCAGGCGCAGGUUGAAGAUCUUAAAGCAACCGUUGACAUCCUGCAGAUUUCGCAAGUUGAAGCGCAGCAGAAGCUUGCCGCCGCCAACUCUGAGUGCGAAAUCCUGCGUUCCCGACUGGGUGAGCUUGAGGCGCAACAGGCGGGCGGGGUGUCGGAGAUGUCUUCAGACGGCCCAAUUGUCAACCCGGCAAAUCUCACAAGGGACAACAAUGGCAACGUGAUUUUGAAGACAAGCCUCGAAAAGAAGGAGUUUGCGGUAAAGGCUCUCGACACUUUCACGUGGCUGAUAACAGACGCGCCAGUGGAGUGCAUGGAGUUCUUCCCAACAUUUGAAGUCUUCCAACCUCACCUCAUCACCAAGUACCAGCUGUGUGGAGUGAAUCGCGACGAGUAUUUCUACGCGACUGGCGGCAGAAUCGAGUUCGAGAAGCUGGUGAUGAAGGUCAUCAAAACGAAACGUUCAAACACCCACAAGAAGGUUCGUUUCUAUGCAUGGGGCGCGGGUGGGUUGGUGGAUGAGAGCAAGUGGCCGUUGCUGGCGGUGGAGCAGAUCAUUCCUUCUAAGAAGCGCACGGAAGAGAAGUGGCUGGAAGAAUUCAGGCAUGGAAUUCCCUUUGCUAACAUUGCUUUUGAGAAGGCUGCUUUGGCUGCAUUCUCUGUUGUCACGUCCUCUAUGGUCUACGUGAAGAUUCCCAUGGUGGCUUACCUUUGUGUCGUGGUUGAAGCCCCCCUUGAAAGCUACAGGCCGGGGAAUGGCCAGCCUUCUCUUGGUGGUGUUCCGCAGACCAACAGUAACCUGGUCCGUGCCAAGACUACUGUUGUUGUGGCGGCUCUACACGCCGCGAUGGUCAACAAUCCCACCUUCUUGAAGCAUGAUGAACCCAAGGGCUUGGUGCUGGGUUCUGGGAAGGUGCGAAUUCUGAUUGAAGGAUGGGAGCGUGUUUUUCUGUAG